CCGGCGCAUACCCAUCACCAACAAUGGCGCGAUCGACCUUCAUUGCCGCCCGCAACUCGCGGCACCGCACCGCAGCUCUCGCCCUCUAUCGUGCCCUCAUCCGAACUGCGAGCCGCAUCCCUCUAGCGGAAAAUGCGCCCAAACACCCAAUUGUUAAGAUUGUGAGGAAGAGGUUUUCCAAGAAUACGGCGUAUACGAGCUACAGGCUUAUAUACGCAGCUAUGGCGGCGGGCUACAAGUUUCUGAAUCUCCUCACAAAAGCCCAGACACCCAAUUCUCCAGAACACAGCCAAGUCCUCAACCACCUUCAAUCCGUGCGCAACACCGCCGCCCUAUCCCGUACAAAGCCUCAUCCGAAACAAUACAAACCUACUCCUCCACCGGAGCCGCUCCUCAUCAACGUCGCAAAGGAAAACGAGCCCCCGAAAUACACAUCAAACAUUCUUCCCAGACCGAUAGAGUCGCUCAAGGGGCCCAGAAAAGUUCCCUCUGUGAGCGCAACUGCAGAGGGACAGCCAUUUGUGCGGUUGAGGAAACCUCAGCCGCAUACCUUGUCUAGAAUGAUUGGCCGCAAGGGUCGGAUCUUUUCAAACCGGAUCGAGAAUAUCAUGGACGCUGAUGAGCGGUUAACUCCUGAGGCGGCGCUUGAGGACGAGUGGGAUCGCAUGAUGGAUGAUUUGCUGGCGAAGGAGGGCGCCAAAGGUGGGAAAAGAAGGAAGCAGGCCUCUUAUGAUUGGGAUGCAGAGAACAACGCCAAGAUGGAGACGUUUGCCUGGAGCGUGCAGCUUUCACGACUGUGGUGGGAGUGGAAGGUUGAGAAGACGUGGGAAGACUGGAUCGCCAGGGGAGAAGCCCUGCAAAAGCUCGUCGAGCAAGAAAGAUCUAUGGCCGAGCGAGAAGAGGGGCAGAGCAAUGCUGCUGCUGGGAGGAACCAACGUACACCGCGACGGAAUCCGCUUGAUCCAGAUGACUCUCCGCCGAACGUCGGACUUAGCAAUGUCCAAUCCUUGACCCUGAUGGACAUUGCUCGGGAUAUAGAGCCGCCACCGGAUUCGAAGCAAGUACAGGAUGGGGAAGCAUAUGACCCGUUCUUGUCACCGUCUUGGCACGCGCUGGUCAAGGCGCAGGAGAGGAGGAUGCUGAAGUGGACGGGGAGACAAGCCGAGAGGGGGGAUUAG
This is a messenger RNA of Trichoderma citrinoviride, 1178 nucleotides long. RefSeq lists its product as hypothetical. The coding region runs from base 24 to 1178 and encodes 384 amino acids. The record is from RefSeq and is a predicted model, not a curated record. The transcript is spliced from 2 exons. NCBI's taxonomy places the organism in Eukaryota, Fungi, Ascomycota, Sordariomycetes, Hypocreales, Hypocreaceae.